GAAAUUGAACAGUUUUUUUUUCGCUUUGAUGGUAGCCGUUGAAGAAUUUAUCAACACCAGCCAAAAUUUUACAAGUCUUCAUUGUUCUCCAAAUUCAAAAGACGAAUCUUUGUCUAAGAAAAAAAAAAGACGGGAAGUUUCCGAAAAUCCAGAGACUCCUGUGAGGUUUUAUAUAACCUGAGAACCAGCAAAAAACUCGACCUUCAUCAACAGAAAGUAGAACGACAGCAAAGCCAAACAAUUUUGAAAAAAUAAGCUAAGAUGAUGCAGACUCGAAAAUCAAUGAUAGAUAAUAUUUCAAUAGAAAAUUCUCAUACUGAUGACAUGCAAAGUUCUGAAUCUGAUAACACUGUCUAGAUUGGUCCGUAUGAUGACAGCUUCCCAAAUUCUCCGAAAAGGACAAAUGCUGAUAUUGACAAUGAAGAAAAAAAUAGAUCGGAAUUUAAGAACGAUGAAAGAGAUUUAAAUCAUCCUUCUAGAAGAAUGUCCGAAGCAAUCGGAAUUAACCACGUAAUACAAUCAUCAACAUCUCGAAGACAAUGGGCACCGGAAAGGCGUGAACAAUCCAACAAUCCAUCGCCGGGAUGCCUAGGACCCCCACUGUUUAGACAAAGGAAUUCGACGCUUGACGUGGUUCAAGAUUUGACUAAUGAGUAUGAAACCGUAUUGGUUAAUAAUUCGAACAAGAAAAAAUUCCUUAGAAAAAGAGUCAAGAACUCUAAAGGUUCCACAGAUAAUGUGGCGAAAAAAGCACGAGCAGAGGGAGCAAAGGAAGCUGGGCGAGCAGGAAUAACUAUAAAGCCUCGAGUAAUGAAGUCUGGAUGUUUAGCAAACUGUCGAAAAGCUUGUUUCAAUAAUAUUUCUAACGAUUAUCGGCAAUUAGCUUUCGACCAGUAUUAUGAAUUGGCAGAUAAGAACUGGGUAAUACGAAUAAAGUCAUCUCACUCGAGUGAUGUAGAAGCUAGCAUCACAAAGAGGACUUCAGACGUUGUUCAAUACGACUUCAGGAAUUUCUUAUCAGUGUUAACGCACAGCGAAAUAAAAAUCAAAAGAUAUGAACGCAGUCAUGGAAGAUGAUUUGUUAGGAAAACAUGAUAUUCGUCCGUUUAAAUAUCCAGAGGAAAUGAAAGAAUCAGUUCGUCAACACAUUAAAAGUUUUCAAAAAAGGUUUAAAUGUGAAAAAAUGUACUCCAUGUAUAAACAACAUGUCGGAAAAAAAAUGACGACCCUACAUUAGUUAGUAGCAGUAUGUAUGAAAGUAUUUUUAACAAAGAGUUUAAUUUUGGAUUUUUCAAAAAGAAAAAAGAUCGUGAAAAUUCUGAGAAGCCACCUGAAAAUCGAACAUAAAUAGAUGCUCAUGAAUGUCACGUUAAUAGUAAAAUAAAAUCAAGGAGGCUCAUGACAGCAGAUAGAGAUAAAGCCAAUAAUGAAACAACAUUUUGCUGUACAAAUUACGACAUGCAAAAAAUCUUGACAACGCCUAAAUCUGACAUUUGCACGAUAUACUACAAAAGUAAGCUCUGCGUUUGGAA
This is a messenger RNA of Belonocnema kinseyi, 1532 nucleotides long. RefSeq lists its product as uncharacterized. Bases 484 to 1077 code for a protein of 197 amino acids. The record is from RefSeq and is a predicted model, not a curated record. Lineage: Eukaryota; Metazoa; Arthropoda; Insecta; Hymenoptera; Cynipidae. The transcript is spliced from 7 exons.